Molecule: messenger RNA, 1777 nt
Organism: Tetranychus urticae (two-spotted spider mite)
Lineage: Eukaryota; Metazoa; Arthropoda; Arachnida; Trombidiformes; Tetranychidae
Gene: Atg4a
Product: Autophagy-related 4a
Biological process (GO): C-terminal protein lipidation; aggrephagy; piecemeal microautophagy of the nucleus
Cellular component (GO): cytoplasm
Molecular function (GO): protein-phosphatidylethanolamide deconjugating activity; cysteine-type endopeptidase activity
Source: RefSeq, a predicted model, not a curated record
AUACCUUCAGCUGAUUUUGUUUACCAUUUAUUUACCAUUUAUCAAAUGGGUUUAAAUGACAAUCCACAACGUUAUUGAUCAGUUAACCUCUUACCCCAACAUAGUUUAUGGAAUUAUUUUUUUAACUUCAUCAUUAAUAGUUUUUCGUUUCAUCAUGGAUGGUCGAUGUCCAGAUAUAAUCAACUGCACUCAAUCAGUGGCUACUUACUUCGUAGAAGGGAUAGCUAGUUCACUGAGAUUUUCUCUAUUCAUUUAGUUUUCGAGACGAGAGGUAUGACCGAAUUGGUUCCUUCUAACGACCCAGUAUGGAUUUUGGGUGAAAAGUAUAGUUCACUUCAUGACAUGGAUGGUAUUAAAGAUGACAUACGUUCAAAAUUUUGGAUCACUUAUAGAAAAGGUUUCCCCAAGAUUGAUGGUUCAGGUCCAAGCAGCGAUUUUGGCUGGGGCUGUAUGCUACGUUGUGGUCAAAUGGUUUUGAGUCAAGCCUUGAUCUUGAAACAUCUCGGUCGACAGUGGAGAUGGUCUAAAGAUAAAAAGGAAAUGAUCGAAAAUGGUUCUUACAAAACAUAUUUGAAAAUUUUAAGCCUUUUUCUAGACAGGAAAGCUUCUCCUUACUCAAUUCACCAAAUUUCACAAAUGGGCGCGACAGAGGGUAAAGCUAUUGGUACAUGGUUCGGACCAAAUACAGUUUGCCAAGUACUAAAGAAACUCUCAGAAUACGACAAAUGGAACAAAUGGGCUGUACAUAUUUGCUGUGACAAUUUAGUGAUUAUAGAUGAAAUUAAAGAGUCAAUUAAAGAAGCUAUUGCCCUCCAUCAACCGUCUGAAGAUGAAGCAUCUACAAGUAAAUCUUGGUGUGAUCUUUUACUUUUUAUUCCUGUCCGAUUGGGUUUAAAUGAAUUCAAUAAAUUGUAUUAUGAUGCCAUCAAAAACUCUUUCCGCCUUCCUCAGAGUCUGGGCAUAAUUGGUGGUCGACCAAAUCAUGCUCUUCAUUUCAUUGGUUGUGUUGGUAACGAGAUGAUCUAUUUUGACCCUCACACAACGCAGUAUGCUGUUGAUCCAGAACCUUUAGUCGAUAUCGAUACUAAAUCAGAUGAAGAUUUGACAAACCUAGAGUUCGACGAUUCUACGUAUCACAAUGAUAAUGCCUUUCGUUUGGAAUUUUCUCAACUUGAUCCUUCCAUGGCCAUGUGUUUCUAUUUUCGAUCCGAGGAAGAUUUUGAUAGUUGGUGUACUCUUAUUCACAGUCUCCUUGUUAAGAAUGUCCCACAGUCAUUGUUUGAAUUAUUUAAAGAACGACCUUAUAAAAUGCUCAAUUUGAGCCCAAAUGAAAAUCCCGCCAACAGUCAAGAUGAUUAUGAUACUGGUGCAAUCCCUCAACCUAAACAAUCAACAGAUCUCGCCAAAGAAUCAGAGGAGGAAGAUUUUGAAAUACUGAGUGGUGAUUAAUGUCCACAUCCAAUAAACACUUAUCCCGUCUGUUAUUCACCUGUAGAUCGCAUCGUCACUUUCCAUCAUGAUCCACACAAGAAAAGAGUAUUGAUUACAAAAUUUUUAUAAAAAAAAGACAUCACGUUGUUCUUAUAUUUUUGUCCUUUUAAGACUGUUUGUAUUAAAAAAAUUCAAUUGUAAUAACUUCUUCUCUGAAUUCAAAUAGUUCAAAUUGUACCAUUCGUUUCUGUAUCAACUGAAAUCAAAACAUUUCCAUUGUAACUGAUAUUUCUCUGGAUAUAAAUCACGAGAUUUCAUUUCAUGGAAAGCCAUUUUUAUCCACAAA